Larimichthys crocea (large yellow croaker) is the source of this 4866-nucleotide messenger RNA. RefSeq names its product metal transporter CNNM4 (gene cnnm4b). Bases 56 to 556 code for a protein of 166 amino acids. Lineage: Eukaryota; Metazoa; Chordata; Actinopteri; Sciaenidae. The transcript is spliced from 3 exons. The record is from RefSeq and is a predicted model, not a curated record.
UGUUGUUGUCUUUUUUUAUCAGGGGCGAGUGGAGGUGGAGGCCGGUAACGAGAACAUGAAGUUCGAGACUGGACCGUUCUCAUUCUACGGCGUCAUGGCGCUCAGUGCUCCCACACUGGAGUUUCGUUCGCCGUCCCACCUGAGCGGGUUGAACCGUACAGCCUCUCUGAGCGGAGCUGACCGGACAGAGUCACUCUCAGUCAGCGGGAGCAACAGUCAGCUCAACAACAGCAUCCCCUUGCAGCAGUACACACCCGACUUCUACGUCCGAGCUCUCACUGACCUGCAAUUUGUCAAGAUCACACGGGCCCAGUACCAGAACGGCCUGAUGGCAUCUCGUCUGGACAGCACGCCCCAGUCCCCGGAGAGCGGCCACAACAUGGCUCGUCUGGAUCAGACCACUCCACCCGCCACCGUCAACACCACCAUCACAGACCUGGGGGCGGACUGUACCCCGACAGAGAACGGACCGGACGAGACGACGCUUCUCCUCCUGAACGAGCAGAACUCACCGCACACAGCCAACCACCACAGCCAAAUGGAAAACAGCAUUUGACACCCUCGCCCCCACAAAUAUUCCUACAUUUGCACGCAUGCACUACUACGCUCAAAUGUAUGCUGAGGCGGGGGGAGGAGUGUGUGUGUGUGUGUGUGUUUGUCUGUGUGUGUGAGUGAAUGGGGAUGCAGACAUUUGCCUUGGCACAGCUGAUAAGGCAUAAAGAGACAAGCCAUGUGCAUGCAUAUUGUGUAAAUAUGCAGUGAAUAAACAAAACAAACACACAUACACACAAACAUACCAAAGCGAAUGGUGGGAAUUUGCCACAUCCACUUUUCUAUCAUAAACACACUCACCACAAACCUAACACUCAUCUAUAAUAGUUCAUCGACAGAAAGGAGUAUGUGUGUGUGUGUGUGUGUGUGUGUGUGUGUGUGUGUGUGUAUGUGUGUGUUUGUUUGCACAUGUUCCUUAAUGUAUUAAUUAAAUAUUGAUGACAAAGAUCUGAAGGACCUGCUUGUCUGGACCAGAAAGCUCCUCCCUCUCUCGCCCAUCAUCGCUAUCGGCUUUCAGAGGCAGGUUUCUUCCUCUGUAUGUGUGUGUGUGUGUGUUUUUAAAUGUGUGUGUGUGUUGCUUCCAAUCCACUGUCCCCAAUCAAAGACUCAGGGAGACUCCGCCCUCCCCCCCAACCCCUUUGCUGAUGUACAUGCAAAAGCCGCAAACCAACCCACCGCCACAUGUGUAGCAACCUGCAUCCCCUCCUCACCAUCCAUACAGCUAGAAGACAAAGACAACCCGAGCAUGUCAGCAGAGUUCAAGCAAAGUAAUAUAUGUUCCGUAGAAAUUUAUAGUGAAAUAUUUAUUGAUGAAUUCGGUGUGAGACGGACACACAAGACUCCUACUGACUCCUUUUUUGGGGGAGGGUUUGGGGCGGAUUUCUACAGGACGAUUGUUCUGAAUAACUGAACAAUCGUGCCUUCUUGUUUUCUUGAUAGAAGCAGUAAGUAGCCCAGAGCCUUUAUCCCAGAGUUGUUAAAGAGAUUUAGCAGCGAUAGACAGCCAGUCUGUAUCGUGAUUAAGACAAUCAAUAUGAUUAUGAUGAAUGUGUUAAAUUAAAUGUGUAGGGUACGUUAACUGUGGCCACCCUGCUCUCAAACAGCACCCCACAGCCUCUCUCUGAAAUACUUUUUUUCUUCCCCACGAUUUUAUUUUUCAUCAGCAACAGAUCUGAAAAGUUGUGAUGGGCAGUUUCAGAUAAAUCAGAUCAUAAGGGGAAAAAAGUUUUCACAAAUGGUGGAAGGUGUUUGAGAGACAGACACUUGGCGAGUCCUUUCCUACUUUAUAAGCGAGAGUGGGUCGUCUGUGCGCAUGUUUGUUUUUGUGUGUAUGUGACCAAAAUGGCCAUCACUAGAUCUGGUGGGAACAGAAACCAAAAGAGGGAAGCUUGAUCACAUUCUGACUAGAAAAUAGUAGAAAUCCGAGACUUUAUUUAUUGAGUUCGAUGUGAUUGUGUGUGUGUGUGUGUGUGUGUGCGUGCGUGUGUGUGUAUAUAUAAAUAUAUUAUUGUCAACGGAGGGGUGAGAAAUGUGAUUUUUAUUCUGCCUCAUUGUGAGAUUUUACAUGUUAAAUGUUCCGUUGCAUUCAGUGGUUAUGUUUGGGUUCAUCUUUUGUAAAUCAGAUCGGGAGGGUGGGUGGGUACUGAAUAGCAAACCCAAACAUUUAUUGUUUGUAUUUCUACAGCCAAAUGCACCGCUCAGCCCUGACAUCAGCCAAAUUUUGUUUGUUUUAUGGGAACACACUCCAGUUAUAUUUUACUGUACUUUUUGAGGAGAUUUUAAAGGAAGAAAUCGUUCCGAAAACUCAAAUUCUGUCUUGUAACAUGUUUUUCUUUGCCUGAGUUCUAGCAGAGCCAAAGCGACAUUUCAUCAAAUCAUUUUUUGUGAUAUACAACAUGAAAAGUGAAUCACACUCCAUGUUUUUUGUUUUUAAAACCAAAGAGAGACAGCUACUUUCCAGUCUUGUUAUUUCUGCGAGACAUCCAUGAUAACGCUUUCUAUAAUAAUGUACCAGAAUGCAUCGCAGCCAAACCAAAAGUUAGCAUAGCUCUCACUGUUUUCCUGUCAUCCUUGCUGCUUUGCUGUCAGUAUGUUUUUUUUUUUUUCCCAAGUGAAUCCAACAACUUCCCAUCUGCUCUUCGAAUCUAGGACAUCAGAAGUAAGAGUAGAUGACACACACUAACAGAGUUGGAUACAACAAAAACAAAAAUUGCUACUUUCCUGAGAUCAACAGCUUCCUAUUCUCAAUCAAUAACAGUGAUACAUUUUUAAAUCACUAAAUUUCUCUUCUCUCAGUGACAGAAGACAGAAAUAUCUGGUCAGCUUGUUAUGUGGCAUUCUCAGUAAAUAUUCAUUCUGUACUGAAAUUGUGAAACCAAAGCUUGACAAAAUGACGAUUUCAUUUUUAGUUUCCAAAUGAAUUGGAUUGUCCAUUUUGAUCUUAUUUUUGGUCUUAUUGUUUGGAAAAGUUCAAAUAUCACAAAUGUUUUGGGGAAGAAAAACUAUUAGUAAUCUGCUGAAAAAGAAUGAUGGAAAUGUUGUGUUUUCGUAACCAUAUACAAGAUUUUCCUCCAUUUGAAGCAGGAGGCCAGUGUCCUGAAUGAAUAGAUCUUUUUGUUUGGUAGUAGAAAAAUUAUCCCUUAAUAUUGUGUUUGAGCAAGCAAUGACUUUCUGCUCUAAGACACGAAUAAUUAGAAAAGUUAUUGAUACUUUAUCCACCUGAGCUGUUCUGUUUUUUUUGUUUUUUUGUCUUAUCACCAGUAUGCCAACCAUUUUUCUACAAGUUACUUUAACAUAGAGAUUUUAUUAUAUUGCAUCCAGUUUAUUAAAUGGUCAGUUAAUAUAACUUUGAAAUCUGUUCUUUUUUAGGGUAUGGGACCAUCUGAGCUUGUUUCACACCGCAGUGUAAACUCAGUGUGCCUCACACUGCCUUAUAAACACUUAAGUUUGAGUCUGGUGUCCCGUUUACCUGAUCCAUUAGUGCAUUGUGGUACUGCACAAAUGUUUUGUUUAAUGUUUUUUUUUUUUUUUUAAACUGGAAAAUGUUCACAUAAUCAUAUGUUCCGAAAGGUAAAUGGGCAUCUUCUGGAUAUUCAACUCUAAGCACCAUACAAUUUGAAGAUAAAAGAGCAUUUAUAUUGAUAGCAAAAACUUCAGGAUGGAUGGUAACUCUGAUUAUCUGCAGUUAUCCCAGGUAAAAUUCAGGGUGAAAGUCACACGUUGUGACUCAAUCAUUGGGGAAAUGAAUGGACUGCGGGGGUCUCAAAUGGGACUAGGAUAACAAUCAGAAUAUGUUGCUGGUAAAAGCAGACAAAAUAGCAGACAAAUUCAGUUCAGUAGUAGAUUCCUAUUAAUCUAUAUGGACAGAAAACACCAGCAACACAUUCAAUCUUUUGUGAAAGACUGUAAAAGUUAUUAAUAUGUAACAAAAGGUACUUAUUCAUUACCCAGUUAUGACUAACUAACUUUAUUUUUUAUUACUCAGCAGCUAAGAAAGAAUUGUUUUCCAUUUCAGGAAAUCAAAGGAAAGGUGUAUUUUCCCAUAAGCCACAAAUAGGGAGCUUAGUAGCUUUUAUGCAAUACUGUUACUGACCAGGAUUUCAUAAUCAAUUCUUUGCUGACCUCUUUACAUGACCCUGCUUUUUUUUUUUUUUUUUUUAAGUAGCUGUCAUGUCAGCACCCAAACGAAAAGCUUAAGGACUCACUGUUCUGUUGCCUUCACUAUGUUUUAAUGACAUUACUGGAUUUUUUUUAAUGCUCAUUAAAUGAAUUAUUUUUGACAAACACAUACACACACUCCCAUUUCAAAGACUGUUAUGUUAAUUUUUAUGGCUGAGAUUGUUGUUAAUGUUUUUUUGUUGGUGUUUUUGUUCAUGUGUGUGCCUGUGCACUCCCACCUGUUUUAAAUUGUGCUGGGUUGUGUGUGUGUGUGUGUGUGUGUGUGUGUGUGUGUGUGUGUGUGUGUGUGUGUGUGUGUGUGUGUGUGUGUGUGUGUGUGUGUGUGUGUGUGUGAGAGAGAAUCAAGUCUGGUUAUUUUUUUGUACCUCAAAACACUGUCAGUAAUUGUGGUAGACAACGAUCGUUUUUUUUUUUAUUUGUCAUGAAAUUUGAUUUUGGGAACAGAGCGAAUGGAGCAACUGGUCUUGUGGGAAGAAAUAAACUGAUUGUCUUUCAUUCUCUCUGGCAUGCUGUAACUUAAAAAAACAACAACAGAGAAACAAGGUGUAAAUACUGUUUUAUAAUUUCUGUCUUAAUGAGUUUUGAAGAUGAAGAAAGUUAUUAAUAAACCUGAGAUAUAUUUCUCUAUGGACCUCU